This is a messenger RNA of Branchiostoma belcheri (Belcher's lancelet), 5081 nucleotides long. RefSeq names its product zinc finger protein 423-like. Gene Ontology annotation, molecular function: DNA-binding transcription factor activity, RNA polymerase II-specific; RNA polymerase II transcription regulatory region sequence-specific DNA binding. Lineage: Eukaryota; Metazoa; Chordata; Leptocardii; Amphioxiformes; Branchiostomatidae. The transcript is spliced from 4 exons. The record is from RefSeq and is a predicted model, not a curated record. The coding region runs from base 749 to 4840 and encodes 1363 amino acids. Gene Ontology annotation, cellular component: nucleus. Gene Ontology annotation, biological process: regulation of transcription by RNA polymerase II.
ACCACGUAUCAAACAGAUCCAGCAGCCUACUGCUAAUUCCUCUGCGGCGAAAGUUUUAACAGGAAAACGGAGAAGACAAAUCCUUCCGCAACACGCGGAGCUUUGCAUCAAUGACACAGGAGGCUUUUCUCCAAGUCUGCCGAGUUUUGGUUCACUUUCAUCUGAUGAAGAUUUAAAGUGUUCGGUGCAACCGACUUAUAGCAUCCGUCUUGCAAUUAUGCAUUUGUCUGUGAGGCAGUGGGACAUGUACUACUAAGGCAGCUUUCAGAGGAAAUAUACUUACGGGUAUGAAUAGACACAUUACAAUUUACAAGAAACAACAGGAAUUUAAGAAUAGAAAAAUGUGCAAACAUGCCACUAAAGGCUGGCAAAAAAAAGAUCCCAGUACAAUAAAAACGCCUGAAAACACUGACACACCCACAGAUGCAGUGCCAAAAUUAUUUAAAAAUUCUUUGUGUCACAUUUGUAUGAUAUUCAUCCAACAUCUCUGUUGUCUACUUUGUGGAACACAUUGUCAUGUGAGUUGUGAUGCCUUUCUAUUCAAACUCCCAUUUUUGUGUAUGCUCAUUAUUUCAUUUUUAAAAAUUGUUGUUCUACAGGUGAGUUAGAGAAUGCCUUGACAGGUGGUAGUGAAGAGGAAGAGGUUGUUAAGGAGGCUGAAGGAGAUUGUGCCAACAAUAACAACAACAAUGGUCCAGCGAACCCAGAAGGCGGCGGGGAGGAAGCUGAGGAGAGAGUUUCCAACAGCAUGUCAGGGAAGGGCACGGAGGUUUGCGACAAGUCUCCAAAUCAACCGUCGGAGGAGGGAAGCCCCGGAUGUCCGGAGGAGGACAGGCGACAAAUCUACCGCUGCGACGCGUGCGGGGUGACGCUGGCCACCCUGUCGGACUUCAUGGACCACAGAAACUACGUCUGCGGAAGCGCAGAUGUAGAAACCAUGGUGCUGAGGAACCCCUGGGGACAGGCACCUAUGGAGGUGACGGAGGACAGCCUUGAUGGUGUAGAGUACUUGGAUGAGGAACUCGAGGGCGUCCCCAACGGCCCGUAUCCGUGCCAGUUUUGUGAGAAAACCUUCUCCCGGCUCACAUACCUCAAACGGCAUGAACAGAUCCACAGUGACAAAAUGCCCUUCAGAUGUGAGUACUGCCUCCGGUUGUUCAAGCACAAGCGCAGUCGUGACCGCCAUGUCAAACUUCACACGGGCGACAAAAAGUACCGCUGCACUUACUGCGACGCUUCCUUCUCCCGCAGCGACCACCUCAAGAUCCACCUGAAGACCCACAACUCCGACAAGCCCUACCGCUGCGUCAUCUGCAACAAGGGGUACACGUCCGUGGCCACCCUCACCGCCCACGCGCAGGCACACCACAAGGUUUCCGACAAGAAGGACGAGUUCCGUUGCUUCCAGUGCACGGAGGCGUUCGACUCGGCGGGCGAACUGCAAGCCCACGUCGUCACGCACGAGCAUGUGAACAGGAAGAUGACGCAGUGUAGCUACUGCGGGGACGUGUUCAGCUCGAUGGAGGCUCUGAUCCAGCACAUGGAGGACAGGCACGCGAAGGACAAGAGAAACAAGUGUCCGCUGUGUUCGGAGUGUUUUCUCACAGCGGAGAAGCUGCAUGAACACAUGGAGGCUCACGGAGAGGAGGGCACCAUACACCGCUGCCCCUACUGCCCCAAGCAGACCUUCCCCAGCAUCGCAGUGUUAGAAAUACACCUCCGUACCAUGCAUGGUGACAAGCCAGUGUACGGCCACCUCUGUCAGUACUGUAACAAGGAGUACCCCACCCUGAUCAACCUGGCCAAUCAUAUAAAGUGCGACCACCAGAAGGAAGCGCUCGGCACCGACUUCUCCGACACGCGGUAUCCCUGCGAUUACUGCACGAUGGACUUCGGGAGCGCGUCCCUGCUGUACACCCACGUGAAGUUUGUCCACUCCCUCUCGAAGUCCUCGCUAAAAGAAGACAGCAGUGUGGUGUACUGUCCGCAGUGCACUAUGGGUUUCGCGACCAUGGCGUCGUUCAACGAGCACGCAGAGGAGGUUCACGGAGCGUCAAGCCUCUCCCCAAUACCCAGCUCCACUAACAGUGUCUUGAGUUCGCUCCUGAACGAAGGAAGCAUCAACCUUCCCCUGGAAGAAGGCCUGAGGUAUCCCUGCCCUUACUGUCCUGAGGGUAUGAACCUCUUUUCCAACUUCGACUUGUUGCGAGACCAUGUACAGGAGCAGCAUGGGACUAGAACACAGUGCUCUCCGGUGGCAAGCACCCCACCUGCACACACAGCGACCAACGUGAAGGAAGAACCGAAAAAGCCAACCUCGGGAGAGACAGGACGAAAGAAGAAAACACAUUCAGAAGAAAAGAACUCCGUAGAGAGAAACGGGUUCUUUUGUUCGCAGUGCGACGUCAGCUACCUGACGCUAGAAGCUUUCCAAACUCACCUGAAGACCCACCUAGAUAUGCUGCUACAGAAGCCACCGUCGUACCGAAAGUGUGGGGUGGAGUUUACAUCCGAAGACCAGAUGCUGCAGCACAUGUUGGAGCACUUCAUGACCAUAGCGACCGAGUACGGCUGCCAGACUUGUGAGAAGACGUUCGUCAAAGCGGACGAUCUUCAGAAGCACCUGUUCGACAUCCACGCCCACCACCUGUACCGGUGUUCCCUCUGUAAGGAAAUGUUUGAUUCCAAAGUCUCCAUCCAGGUCCACUUUGCCAUCAAGCAUAGCAACGAGUGUCGCCUGUACAAGUGCACCAAGUGCUGGGGGAUGUUUCCCUCGGAGGGCGAGCUGGUGGCCCACAUCAAGACGACCCACCUCCACAGCAAGCCCUUCCGCUGCAUCUUCUGCCAGGAGGCGUUCAGCUCCGACUUGGAGCUGCAGUGCCACGUCACCACCCACAACAAGCAGUACCAGUGCCACCUGUGCGAGGCCUCCUUCCAUGUACAGUUCUUAUUAGAGAAACACGUGCUCGAGAAACACAGCUGUCCCAUGGAGGACGGAAAGAAAGGGGCUCGGAGCGAAGAGGAGUCAGAGUCGCAGAGCAGUCCGAGCACGAGUACGAAGAAUGACAGUGAGGAAGCGACUGAAAGAGUGAGCCCCGACGAAGACAAGCUCGUGUACAAGUGUGACGUCUGCGACGGGACUUUUACGUCAGAACGGAAGCUGAAGAACCACCGGUGGUCGAUCCACAAGCUGAAGCCUCACCACAAGGGCAACAAGGAUCUCCUCUUCCGCUUCCACUGCGGUGUGUGUUCGGCUGCCUUCCAGUCCGAGUACGGCCUCAAGAAGCACCUCAAUGAAAACCACCAGAACAACUCGGCCGGCAAGGUUCUCCUGGAGGGUAUGAAGGACUCGCUACCUGCCGGAACCCCCCCGCAAGGGUCCAUGUGCUUCAUCUGCAUGCAGAUCGUGAUGACCGAGGAAGAGUUUGUGCACCACUGCAAGGAGCACAACCCCGACAUCGCGAACGAGAGCGGCGGCUUCCGGUGCGUGAUCUGUCUCCAGUUUGUGCCGAACAUGGCCGAGCUGAACCACCACGCGGCCGUGCAUCUGCUCGCAGCGGGCCUCGGCUCCCCUAACUCCAUGGCCGUGUACAUCUGCAGCACCUGCAAACGCGAGUUCACCUCACGCGCUCACCUCGUCUCCACCCUAAAGUCUGGGUCUCCGCCCAGCUACAUGUGUACGGAUUGUCUGAAGGAGGCCAUCGAGGACAAUUCUGACGAAAGUCUUGUGACCGACGUCUCCCCCAACAGCCCCCGAACUGUUGUCCACUGCUCCAAGUGUGAACUGAAAUUCGAGACACAGAGAGAACUGGACCUACACCUUGCAUCCUCACACCCUGCAGAUAAAUCCUAUCAGUGUAUCAAGUGUCAAAAGACCUUUGCAACAGAAGUAGAGAUCCAGAUUCACGUGACAACCCACAUGAUGGAAGAAGGGACCGUCCAUGAAUGUACCUUGUGCAGGGGGGUUUACGAUUCCCCUGCAAAGUUGCAAGCCCACCUCAUUGAACACACAUUCCCCGAUAAGAACUACCAAUGUCUGAUAUGCGGAGGGAGAUUCGCCACGGCACAGGACAUCCAAAGUCACGCGAUAGACCACGGGCCCGACGCAAGAAAGUACCACUGCCCCCACUGCACUUUGACAUUCUUUUUCGAAGCCGAGCUGCAGAACCAUUUGCUGAGUCACAGCGAAGUCACCCCGGGUAAUUUCCAAUGCCUCGAGUGCGGGCAGAUGUUCAACAACAAUGUGAACCUCAGCAACCACCUGAAAAUACAUGCUUCGAAGGACAAAACACUGAAGUGCUCCCUGUGCCCUGAGGUUUUUAACUCGACGGGCGAGAUGCAGCAUCACCACUUCUCCAUCCACAGCGAGUCCGACAUUGCGACGGCGAAAAAGUCCUUCAAAUGCAGCCAGUGCGACAAGGUCUUCCCCUGCAUGAGCAAUCUUCAGGGCCACAUGCGCAUCCACACGCAGGGAAAGAAGUUUCCCUGCCCGGAGUGCAGCAAAGUGUUCGCCCUGGCCCGGAACUUGACCAUACACAUGCGGUCACACUCGGGCGAGAAGCCUUACCAGUGCCCGCUCUGCGAGAAGAGGUUCGCGAGAAAGGAAAACCGGAAGGUCCACCUGAAGUCGCACAGCGGGGUGAAACCUUUCAUGUGCCCGCACUGCGGCAAGAUGUUCUCGCGCAAGUGCCACGUCAAGGACCACAUGCGCACGCACUCGCUGCCCACCAUGCACCAGUGCCCCGCCUGCAGCGAAGCCUUCACCAUGGAGAAGAACCUGAAGAGGCAUAUGAAAAAGGUCCACAAGUUGGACGUGUCAGAAGAAGAGGAGCAAGACUGAACUGUUAGCUAGAUUCGGCCUGGCAAUUCUAAUUACAGAUGACACACAUGUACAGUUACUGCUGUGUACCAGUACAUAUGUACAGUUACUGCUGUGUACCGGUUCCCUAGACUGGUUCUGGACUAAAUAUUUAGGCUCAAGUCAAAAAAAAAACAACUAUAAGUCAAGAACCGAUCCCGUAGCCUGGAGUCCAGCCUUGUUAGAUUUGCUAAGCCUACGGAGCAAAGCUAACAAGGCUGGA